Molecule: messenger RNA, 2556 nt
Organism: Schistocerca gregaria
Lineage: Eukaryota; Metazoa; Arthropoda; Insecta; Orthoptera; Acrididae
Exons: 2
Coding region: 97-2520 (807 amino acids)
Biological process (GO): regulation of cell cycle
Cellular component (GO): nucleus
Source: RefSeq, a predicted model, not a curated record
AUUUUUGCCGCUGUGCACGCAGGGUCUACAUGCGGGGCACGUUGUUGCCUGAUCAUGCGGAGGGGCCACUCUUAGUCUGAACGCAGCGUCCGAGAUAUGGAAGACCCAUCGUUACUUGAUUCCAGCACCGAGGAGGACCUGUCCUCUACCGAGUCCGGGGGGUCCGAGGACGAGGCGGCGAAGUCAUAUUACGAGCCGGCGGGGUCAGAGUCCACGAUCGGCUCGAGGGUCCACACGAGACAGAUGACCAACAAGAUGAGGCAGUUGGGCUCCAGCCUGCGUCGCAGCCACGGCCCCGACGCUUCUACCGCCUCGGACACGCUGAAAUUGGACGACUCCGAUUUCGCGGAUUCACCUCCCUCCUCGGUGCCGAGGGACAGCGGCUCAUCUCCGGACGAGUCCCUCUUUCGUCCGAGCAGCGGCGCGCAACAGCCCAAGUCGAGGGCGAAGGACGCCAAGAGGCACGGCAAGUCCCAAAAGCCCGCCAAGAGAAAGAAGUCCGAUCAGUCUCCGACUCGCGAGGACGGAGAAGAGGGCUCUCAAGACUUGAAGGACCAAGACGAGACGAAGCAUACGGCGUCGAGCGACUCGCCCCCGUUGAUCAGGGAGGCCGAAAUUUGGACGGGAGAUUGCGCGUCUCACUCGUUUCAUCGCUUUCGCGCGUUUCAUCACUGCGAGCAGGCGUCCCCCGUCUACAAGGAGUGCUUCUGCGCGAUGUACGGCCUCGGGGUCAGCGCGCCGCCGUCGUGCAAGGACGAGCUGCUGAUCGACUGCAGCAUGGACACCAGGGAGGGGGGCGCGCUCGCGCCGUCCGCUGCGGGAUGCGAGGCGCCGGUCUAUCCGCGUCGGUUGGAGGGGGGAGAUCGAGCGACAGACCGCGAGGGAAAAACGUGCGACGCGCUGGCCCUAACGGACGCGCGCUCUCUACAAGACGGCCUCAGCCCGGAAGGCGCGUUCUUCGACUUCAUGUCGGCGUCGGAGGGACAAAAGGGGGUCGCGACAAGGAAGGACGAACUGCCGCCUUUGAUCGACGAAAAGAAUCUAUUGUCGGCUCUCUGGUCUAAAUAUAGCGUCACCCGGUGCGACGGUUCGUUCCCCGAUCGCGGCGACUGGCUGAGCGCGGGCGCUUCGCGGGGGCGCGGCGAUUCGACGGUCUCGGCGUUCAACGCCUGCUUGGAGAGGUCCUUCAUGCACGUUGGCGUGGUUAGACAGAGCCAGGUGCCGACGUCCGACCUGGACGAGAGGAGCGUCUAUUUGCACUUGCAGUACUAUCUCGAGGACUGCGCGCCGUUUUACGACGUGUUGGAGUCUCCGAGGGAGGCGUCGACUGCCAGGCGUCGGACGACUCGUUUCAUAGUGCAGAGCGCGCACAGUCACCUGCAGUCGGCGGGGUCGCACUUGAGCAAGGCGUGCAAGUCUUCGUCCGGGCCGAGGAGGGUCCAGGCGGCGGCGAGGAGGUCCAAGUCCGCGCGAGGGGUUGGAGAGGGCGAGGAGAGCGAGGAGGAGCUGAGCGAGACAGAAGAUGAAGAGCUGAGCGAGACGAAGGACGACUCGUCGCACCUCGGCAACAGAGGUCCUCGUGGGCCGAGCAAGCCCAAGUCUGCGAGGUCGAGUGUACAGAAGGGAGACGAGUCGUGCGUGGGGUCCAGAAUCGUCAAGGCGGCGUCGGUCGAGGAGGAGAACAUGGAGGAGGUGACGAACGAAGACGACUUCGAGCAGCCUUCGACGGAGGUUGGCGAGUCCAAGGCCGAUGCAGAGGUGCUCGAGGCGAAGCACAUUAACAAAAAGUUCAAGAUGCAAGGGGAGGCUCUCGAUUCUGAAGCGCCUCAGUUGUCGGCUCAUCAGGAAGUCAAGUCUGAUUCGCAGAAUUUCAGAGUUUUGUCAAAUGUGUUGAAAAUGACACCUCAAAAAAUUGAUUUUUCGUUUCCGCCUCGUCUCCCUCUUCAGUUCGGAGCGAUCAUUUUGCUCAAUCUCGGCCAAGUUGUCUACGAUCGCGAGAAGUUUCACUCUAAGAGGUACAUUUUCCCGGUGGGAUAUCGUUCCAAGCGGCUUUACUUUUCUCUGGUCGAGCCCACUCGUCGCUGUUGGUACAUCCAAGAAAUUCUGGAGGGUCGCCCGUCAGGCGGGGCCCAUUCCUCGCCCGGCGAAGACCCGUCCGACGAUGUGUCGACCCACUACCUCUCGCAAGAGCCGCUGUUUCGCCUGACCUGCGAAGACCUACCUUCGGAACCGAUCGAGGGUUCCACGCCCUCGGGCGUCUGGAGCGAGGUUCUGGAGAGGAUUCGCCCGAUUCGAGAGGGCAUCGCCGGCCGCAAGCUGCUGUCCACCGUUUCCGGUCCGGAGCAAUUCGGCCUGUCUCACCGAGUUAUCCACCAGCUGAUUGAACGGCUUCCCAACGCGUCUCUGUGCGUGAACUACGACCCCGCGCAGGUCUUGCAGGCGGUUCAGAAGGAGGCGGACGGUCGAAAGAAGCGAGCCAAGGGCGGCGAGUCUCAAGAGGAGGAAAGAGAGAGCACAUAAACUUUUUUUUUUCUACGUUUUUUUUUGUGGGGGAAA